Molecule: messenger RNA, 1316 nt
Organism: Emericellopsis atlantica
Lineage: Eukaryota; Fungi; Ascomycota; Sordariomycetes; Hypocreales; Bionectriaceae
Product: casein kinase II beta subunit
Exons: 2
Coding region: 83-1117 (344 amino acids)
Cellular component (GO): protein kinase CK2 complex; cytoplasm
Molecular function (GO): protein kinase regulator activity
Source: RefSeq, a predicted model, not a curated record
ACGACAUCGCGUCGCGCCUUCGAAACUAAGCCAGACCCCGCGCCUCAGCAUUGAAGCCGCGUAAAGCAACCCAUAGGACGCCAUGUCGACGUCCUCAGCAGCGCCCGAGUCAUGGAUCUCCAGCUUCUGCUCCCUAAUUGGACAUGAAUAUUUCGCGGAGGUCUCAGAGGAGUUCAUCGAGGAUGACUUCAACCUCACGGGAUUGCAGACACAGGUGGCCAUGUACAAAGAGGCAUUGGAGAUGAUCCUGGACGUGGAACCCGAGGAGGACGAUGAAGAUGAGGAAGAGGAGGAUGAAGAAGACGAGAGUUUAAUCGGCGAGGGCGGCGAGGUAGCCGGACGCGAAAGAAGACAUCAUAGCAGGAUGGCCAGUGACCUUUCGGUUAUCGAGUCCUCCGCAGAGAUGCUCUAUGGGCUUAUUCAUCAACGGUUUAUAUGCUCCAGGGCGGGCAUGCAACAGAUGAGCGAAAAGUACGAGUUGGGUCACUUUGGCGCCUGUCCGCGAACAAACUGCAUGCAGGCCAGGACACUACCGGUCGGGCUGUCGGACAUUCCAGGCGAGGAGACGGUGAAGCUGUUUUGCCCUGCCUGUCUCGACGUGUACGUUCCGCCCAACAGUCGGUUCCAAACGGUUGACGGCGCCUUCUUUGGGAGGACGUUUGGCGCUCUCUUUCUCCUCACAUUCCCCGACUACGAUCUCACAAAACGAGGAGCAGACGUCAUGCAGGACAUCACCUCUCGGAUUUCCGGACACCCGGAGAUUCUGAAUGGCUUCUUUGCUAAGAACAUAGCUCCCGGACUUGGAGCUGGUCACGUGUACGAGCCCAAGAUAUACGGCUUCAGAGUCUCGGAGAGAGCGAGGUCAGGGCCGCGCAUGCAGUGGUUGCGCGAGCGUCCGGGAAACAUCAACGAACUGGACGAGGCUCGCUUGUUUGCUGAGCAGAACCCCGAGUCAGAGGACGAUGAAGGGGCCAACACGAAUGGGAGGGUGGCGGUUGUGAGACGACGAGCCCCUGGCAAUGCUCGCUUACGCCAGCGCCAACAGCAGCUGCAGCAGCAAAGGCAGAAUGGGAGUCCCAUGGCGUUGUCGACCAAUGGGGCCGAAUCGGAGCUGUAGAGUAGGAAGACCAGGCGUCGUCAUCGCAAGGCUACCCAUAGGGUUGCCUCGAGCCGAGACCUGCUGCACGCGCCCAUUGACGCAUUGCCGGGGCGCAAGGACCAUUGAACGGAGCUUGGGUGGUUUGAAGAGUGGUUGCAUAGAUGGCGUUGGCUCAUUCAAAUUCUUACAGAACUCGUUUCUCAAGGCCCGUGGCCAU